Acanthisitta chloris (rifleman) is the source of this 1725-nucleotide messenger RNA. It is a transcript of the gene NSUN6, whose product is annotated as NOP2/Sun domain family, member 6. Bases 1 to 1410 code for a protein of 469 amino acids. The record is from RefSeq and is a predicted model, not a curated record. The transcript is spliced from 11 exons. Lineage: Eukaryota; Metazoa; Chordata; Aves; Passeriformes; Acanthisittidae. Gene Ontology annotation, biological process: RNA methylation. Gene Ontology annotation, molecular function: methyltransferase activity; RNA binding.
AUGUCCUUUUUCCCCAAAAUCUCUUUCCAAUGUGAAGUUGAAGAGUAUCUCACCAAAGUGUUCAGAAAUAAUGAGCUUAUCACUGCUUUAGGUACACAGGAGGUGGAGAAUAAAUAUCAGUCUUUGUUAAGUCAUCUAUCUCAUCCACCAGGUUUUACAACUGUUAGAGUCAAUACUCACUUGGCCUCAGUGAAACAUGUGAAAAAAAUGCUAUUUGAAGAGAUCCAGAAGCAAUUUAAAGGACUACGUGUUCCAGUUCUUGAGCACCCAAAACUCCAGGACAUCUUAUUGAUUCCUGUCAUUGGACCCAGACGAGAUUUAAAAAAACAUUCAUCUGAGGUGAUCGUUGGAGCCCAGUGUGGAUAUGCAGUACUUCGAGGAGCACAUGUUUAUGUCCCUGGAAUCAUAUCUACCUCGAGAUUUAUGAAAGCUGGAGAUCUGGUCUCGGUGUAUUCAGAUAUUGAAGGGAAAUGUAAGAGAGGAGCCAAAGAGUUUGAAGGAUUCAAAGUUUUUCUUGGAAACGGGAUUUCAGAACUGAGUCGCAGUGAAAUCUUUAGUUCAAGUGGCCCUUUGAAAGGGUUGGGCGUAAGGAUGAUAGAGCCAGUCUACCUUAGUCCUUCAUUUGACAACGUGCUCCCUAGUCAUUUGUUUUUACAGAAUUUACCUUCUGUGGUUGUGAGCCAUAUUUUAAACCCUCAACCAGGAGAGAAAAUUUUGGAUAUGUGUGCUGCACCUGGAGGAAAAACAACACAUCUUGCAACAUUAAUGCACGACCAGGGUGAAGUAAUAGCCAUGGACAAGAUAGCUAACAAGGUCAAAAAAAUCCAGCAGAAUGCUGAAUUGCUGCAGUUGAAUUGCAUUAAGGCCUUUUGCUAUGAUGGAACAAAGGCCCUUUCAGUUGAGAAGAGCGAGGGUGAACAAGAAGGGCCUCCAUUCUUACCAGAGUCAUUUGAUCGAAUUCUUCUUGAUGCUCCAUGUAGUGGGAUGGGACAGAGACCAAACAUGGCUUAUUCUUCAACUUUAAAGGAAGUGACCUCUUACCAGCCACUGCAGCGCAAGCUUUUCACUGUGGCAGUGAAAUUGCUGAAGCCAGGAGGUGUUUUAGUAUAUAGUACAUGUACAAUUACACUUUCUGAAAACGAGGAGCAAGUUGCCUGGGCCCUGGAAACUUUUCCAUGCCUCCAGCUUCAUCCACAGGAACCUCACAUUGGAGGAGAAGGCAUGAAGGGAGCUGGACUGUCACUUGACCAGUUGAAGCUGUUGCAGAGAUUUGAUCCAUCUGCUGUGACGUUGCAAGGAAUGGAUAUUAAUUCUUUGCAAGAUUCCAGAGAAGAUGAUCUGAUUUCAUUGGCAAACAAGGACUGUAUAGGAUUUUUCAUUGCAAAAUUUAUUAAAUCGAACAGUAAAUAAGGAUUUAGGAAUGCAACCUGAAAAAACACCUAGCGAGCCUGAGAACAGUUGAGACCUGAAGUGUGUUUCUUCCUGCUGCAAUGUUGCCAAGCCAACGGGGCUGACGGCAGGGUUGCUAUGGCAGCACUGAAAUCUGCCAGCUGUUCUGAUGGGAAAGAGCCACAGGUUGCAGCAAGAAAGUCAUGGCUGGGGGAAGGGGAGUAUCAUUUUUAAGUCUUCCUUUGCUUUUGUAUUUACAGCAGGACAGUGCCUGAAUGACAAAUAAGUUCACUCAUACUGUUGUCUCUUUCCCAUUUAAGUCACUUAUCUGGUACA